AUGACAGAUUCCAAUACAAUCAUCCACAUACGAGAACUCAAUCAAACCACAAUGACUCAGCAAAAGCAAGAGCAGCAAAAACAACAACAGCCGCAACAAACCCGCCAACCACGCUGGCUCCUCCUAGCCAUCGCCAGCGGCGCCUUUGCAGCCAUGAACGGGUUAUUCGCCAAAUUGACAACAGACACACUGACUGGCACAUUGACGAAAUUCUUAAAUACCAAUGACAAUCCCACGCUGGAAUUGGUUAUUCGGGGUGCCUUCCUUGCCUUAAACAUGCUCAGCAACAUAAUAAUGUGGGCGUUCUUCACGCGCGCCCUCACUGCAUCACCCUCCACAACCAAAGUCUCCAUUACCAACACGUCGGCGAAUUUCCUGGUUACGGCGUUGCUGGGGAUGCUUGUUUUUAAGGAACAGGUUGGUGGGCUGUGGUGGGUUGGGGCAGGGAUGAUGGGGGGUGGGUGUAUUCUUGUGGGUAUGAGGGAUGCUUAG
Aspergillus chevalieri is the source of this 492-nucleotide messenger RNA. RefSeq lists its product as uncharacterized. Lineage: Eukaryota; Fungi; Ascomycota; Eurotiomycetes; Eurotiales; Aspergillaceae. The transcript is spliced from 3 exons. The record is from RefSeq and is a predicted model, not a curated record. The coding region runs from base 1 to 492 and encodes 163 amino acids.